AUGGCCGUCUCACAGAUCUUAAACAAGUUCAAGCCAAAGGCUGAACAAAACGAACAAGCCGAACACACAGAAACAAGCUACCCUUCAGCCACGACGUCUGGAACUGCCUCGCUGGCCGAGAAGAACGCCAGGUACGAUGACAGCAAAGUGCCGUACCUGACCUGGCGGUCUUUUAUACUGGGUGUUCUGGCGUCUAUGGGCGGUUUUAUCUUUGGUUACUCGACUGGACAAAUUUCCGGAUUUGAAACUAUGGACGACUUCAAAAUGCGCUUUGCCGAGCAUAACGACACUGGAUUCUACUUUACCAACGUCCGCUCUGGUCUGAUUGUCGGAUUGAUGUCCAUUGGAACCAUGAUCGGCGCGCUCUUAGCCAGCUCCAUCGCCGACCGCUUCGGCCGCAAACUGUCCAUUGCCCUCUGGUGCAUCGUCCACGUGGUCGGCAUCAUCGUGCAAAUCACCACGGAUACCAAAUGGUACCAAAUAGCUGUGGGCCGUCUUGUCGCCGGCCUGGGUGUCGGCGCACUUUCCAGUGUUAUUCCCAUGUACCAAAGUGAAUCUGCUCCACGACACGUGCGUGGCGCCAUGGUCAGUGCCUUUCAGCUAUUUGUCGCUUUUGGCAUUUUCAUUGCCGCGUGUAUCAACUACGGUACAGAGGGGAUGCACUCGACCGCAGCGUGGCGCAUCACCAUGGGUAUUGGCUUUGCCUGGCCGCUCAUUCUGGGUAUUGGCAUCAUCUUCCUGCCCGAGUCGCCCCGGUAUGCGUACCGUAUGGGCCGUGUCGACGAGGCUCGUCGCACCAUGACAAAGCUGUACGGUGUGCCGGAGAACCACCGUCUCGUGGCCGAAGAGAUUGCGGACAUGAAGGACAAGCUCGACGAAGAGAAAGCCGCAGGUCAAGCCGGCGUGUUUGAGAUCUUCACGGGACCUCGCAUGCUCUACCGCAUUAUUCUCGGAAUCGUCUUGCAGUCUCUGCAGCAGCUCACUGGCGCAAACUUCAUCUUCUACUACGGAAACACCAUCUUCACCUCGACGGGGCUGAACAACAGCUACGUCACCCAAAUGAUCCUGACCGGAGUCAAUUUCGGCGUUACCAUUAUUGGUCUGUACAUUGUCGAGCACUUUGGCCGUCGCAAGUCCCUGAUUGGCGGCGCUGCGUGGAUGUUCAUCUGCUUCAUGAUCUUCGCCACUGUUGGCCACUACUCGCUCGACCGCGCAAACCCGCCUGCGACACCCAAGGCUGGUACGACAUUGAUCGUGUUUACCUGUUUCUUCAUCGUCGGCUUUGCUACAACCUGGGGCCCCAUUGUAUGGGCAAUUGUCGGUGAAUUGUACCCAGCACGCUACCGCGCAACGAGCAUGGGUAUUGCGACUGCAUCGAACUGGACGUGGAAUUUCUUGAUUUCGUUCUUCACGCCGUUUAUUUCAGGAGCCAUUGAUUUCCAAUAUGGGUAUGUGUUUGCGGCGUGCUCGUUUGCGGCGGCGGUCAUUGUGUACUUUUUCGUCUGUGAGACGCAGGGACGCACGCUCGAGGAGGUCGACACCAUGUACGUUGGGCACGUGAAGCCGUGGAAGAGCGCGAGCUGGGUUGCGCCGGCGAACAUCCGCAGGUCGGCCGCUGAGGACAUUCCCGAGGAGACUCGUGCUUCUGAGGGCGUUGUUGCUGCUUCUGAGUGA
Messenger RNA from Talaromyces rugulosus, 1674 nucleotides. RefSeq lists its product as uncharacterized. Gene Ontology annotation, molecular function: carbohydrate:proton symporter activity. Gene Ontology annotation, cellular component: plasma membrane. The transcript is spliced from 3 exons. Gene Ontology annotation, biological process: transmembrane transport; carbohydrate transport. Lineage: Eukaryota; Fungi; Ascomycota; Eurotiomycetes; Eurotiales; Trichocomaceae. The record is from RefSeq and is a predicted model, not a curated record. The coding region runs from base 1 to 1674 and encodes 557 amino acids.